Saprolegnia parasitica CBS 223.65 is the source of this 1467-nucleotide messenger RNA. RefSeq lists its product as hypothetical. The transcript has a single exon. The coding region runs from base 29 to 1396 and encodes 455 amino acids. NCBI's taxonomy places the organism in Eukaryota, Oomycota, Saprolegniomycetes, Saprolegniales, Saprolegniaceae. The record is from RefSeq and is a predicted model, not a curated record. Gene Ontology annotation, cellular component: membrane. Gene Ontology annotation, molecular function: symporter activity.
UUUCUUCAUUUGCCAAGUCGCUCUCAAGAUGGCAAGUGACGCGUACGCUACGGUGCAGACUCCCGUUGACGGCGCGGCGCAAACGAGCAUCGCCCGCCCGCCCAAGUCAAUGGUGCGCCGGCUGCUCUCGUCGCUCACCUUUUGGAUCGUGCUCGGGACGAUUCUCGGCGUUAUUCUCGGCGAAGUCGCGCCGUCCUUCUCCAAGUCGGCGGCGCCAAUGGCCCAGAUCUUCCUCCGGCCGAUCCAGUUUAUUGUGUUCCCGCUCGUCUUUUCGUCGCUCGUUGUCGGUAUCGCCGGCAACGGCGACCUCAAAGCGCUUGGCCGCCUCUCGCUCAAGUCGUUCAUUUACUUUGAGAUUGUGACCACGCUCGCGCUCAUCCUUGGGCUGGUCGCUGUCAACAUUGCGAGCCCCGGGUCGUCGAUCCCGCAAGGAAAGAACUACACGGGCAAGCCGUCCGACUCGUUCUCGUUUGAUCUUUGGAUCAAGCACUUGACGCCCAAGACGUGGGGCGAAAUGAUGGGCGGCUCGGGCAGCUCGGAGCUCCUCCAAGUGCUCGUCGCGUCGAUCCUCGUCGGUGUCGCGACCGCCAUGACGGCCGAGCACCACAAGCGCGUGCUCCUCGAGCUCGCGACGGCCGUCAUGGAGAUGAUGUUCAAAUUCGUCGACAUUGUCAUUUGGACGGCGCCGCUCGGUGUCUGCUUUGCGGUCGCCAACGCGAUCGGUGCCAACGGCGUGAGCGCGCUUGGCGCGCUCGGCGCGCUCGUCGUCACCUUGUACGUGACGCUCGUGGUCUUCAUCGUCGUCAUCUUUGGUGCGAUUUUUGUGCUUUUCAAAAUCCAUCCGCUCGAAUUCGUCUCGGCGAUGCGCGAGCCACUCGUGAUCGCGUACACGACCGCGACGUCCGAAGCCGCGCUGCCCAAGGUGUUCGAGGCGCUCGCAGCGUACGGUGUCUCGCCGCACAUUUCGGCGUUCGUCGUCCCCUUUGGCUACUCGUUCAACCUCGACGGCUCGACCUUGUACCUCUCGCUCGCGGCCGUCUUUUGCGCGCAGGCGACGCACAUUGAGAAGAGCGUUGGCGAGCAAAUCGUGAUGGUCCUCAUGCUCAUGAUCUCGUCGAAAGGCGUCGCUGGCGUCCGCUCGGCGAGUAUCAUUGUCCUCGCCGCGACCGUCGACCAGUUCAACAUCCCCAACUGGCCGGUGACGCUCAUUUUGGCCGCCGACUGGCUCAUGGACAUGGCGCGGACGUUCACGAACGUCUUUGGCAACUGCCUCGCGGCCGUCGUCAUGGCCAAGCUCGAGGGCGAGUUCCGCAAGGAUGGCUGGGAGAAGGCGCUCGAGGUCGCCAACGACGAAGACGAGCAUGUCCUUGUCGACGACGACAAGCACACCGUGUAACUAUUGAUGUCGUAGUACGCAUCGUACGCGUUUUCUUUAUCUAACCAAGUGCAAUGUGUCUUUACGUACAA